Molecule: messenger RNA, 3609 nt
Organism: Miscanthus lutarioriparius
Lineage: Eukaryota; Viridiplantae; Streptophyta; Magnoliopsida; Poales; Poaceae
Source: the annotation of a GenBank genome assembly
AUGGCGGAUCUUGCAGUGAGCUUGGCCAAGUCGGUGGUGGAGGGGGCUGUGACCAAGGCCCUGGCGGCGAUCGAGGAGGAGGCAGCUCUGCGGCAGAGCACGCAGAACGACCUGGCGUUCAUCACCGGUGAGUUCCAGAUGAUGCAAUCAUUCCUCAAUGUCGCAGAUGAGGAACGCGUCAGGAACAGCGUGGUGAGGACCUGGGUGAGACAGGUCCGUGACCUCGCCUACAACGUGGAGGACUGCAUCGAGUAUGUGAUCCACCUUGACAAGGCGCCAGACUGGUAUUGCCGCUGCAUCCCACGCUUCAUCAGGCCGCAGCUGCCGCUGGACAAGGCGGUCGCUGAGAUAAAGCUGCUCAAGGUCAGGGUUGAGGAGGUGAGCCUUCGGAACAUGCGCUACAACCUCAUCAGUGAUUCAGGUUCCAAGCCCGUCACGCAGCAACAGUUGGCGCCUGCUGGUGCUUCUGCCGGUACCACAACGAUUGCCAUGCUCAACAAAGCAAGAGAUACCACAAAGAUGCAGCGGGGAUUAGGAGAUCUGACAAAGCUGCUGAUCACCAAGAAACCUGGUGGAGAUCUUGGAGUGAUCUCGGUGUGGGCAGCAGGUGGCAAUGCUGCUGAUACCACACCCAUCAUCAGGGAGGCCUAUGGGGAACCAGAAAUGUGUGCAAGCUUCGGAUGCCGUGGCUGGGCAAAGCUGACGCAUCCUUUCAGUCCCCAUGAGUUCCAGCGGAGUUUGCUGAUUCAGUUCCAGCCUUGCAUACAAAAUGAGACCGACGAAUAUGUUAAUAUCCUCCAGAGAUUGGAGGCGGCCUCUGAAGGGGAACUUGUGCAUGACUUCAUGAAGAUAAUGAAACAGGAGAGGUACCUGAUUGUCCUGGAAAACAUCUCCAGCAUGGUAGAUUGGGACACCGUCAGAGCUUACCUGCCUGACAGCAAAAAUGGCAGUUGGAUCAUCAUUUCUACGCAGCAAUCUGAAGUGGCGAGGCUGUGUGUGGGAGAUCCAUGGCAAAUGUUCGAGCUUAAACAGAACUCUGCUGAACACUCCGUAUGUGUCUUCUUCCAGGAGGGUUCACAAGGCAACAACCUAGAUAAAAGCAAGCAAACCACUAUGGUGAUCCCCAACCACAACGAGGCAUCAUCAUCAAUGAAUGAAGUCAGACAUAAGGGUGGCUACGCCUUGUAUACCAGCGUCCCCACCUCAAAAAACAAUGCUGAUAUGUGGAUGGAACGAUUCCCCCUAGUUGGUGUACGCAAGUCACAGAUGGAUGAUCUUCGUGGCUAUAUAGCCAGGGCGCGUGUCAAGGGUUUUGCAGUGGUAUCUGUGUGGGGGAUAGCUGGUGUUGGAAAAUCAGCUCUUGUCAGAAACUUAUACUACAGCAUAAUGCGUGACAACAGAGGGAACAAAUUGUUUACCAUGUACGGUUGGGUGGAUGUAUACCAUCCGUUCAAUUUAGCAACCUUUGCUUGGAGCUUACUUUCAGAACUUCAGUCAGAUUCUUCUCAGCAAAAUGGAAUCAGCAAUCCCAUUCAAGAGUGUCGUGAGCUUCUGGAGAAUCAUCACUGCCUUGUCGUCAUAGAUUGUUUGCAAUCCACAGAAGAGUGGGAUCUAAUACGAGAUUCCAUGGUAUCUACUCAUUCUAGAAGCAUUAUCGUUGUGAUUACAACAGAAGCAAGCAUAGCCACACAUUGUUGUGCAAAUCGAGAAGAGGCCGUGUACAAUGUCAAAAGUCUAGAAGACGAUGAAGCACGUGAUCUCUUCAAAAAGGAGGUAGACAUAUUUCCAGAUUCGUCUGCUUUAAGAGACUCUGAAGACCCGGAGUUGGGAAAACUUAUUUCAAAGUGUGGUGGACUUCCCAAACUAGUAGUUGCUGUAUCCGACUUUUUGGCACCCAUGUCAGUCAGCUGGAUGAACAGCGCGGUCAAUCUGAGUGACAGAUUUAUACAUGAUAUGGAGACUAAACCAGAAUUUGAUAACUUGCGUGGACUAUUUGGUUGGAUGCAUUCCUACUUCUUUACUUGCCCAGAUUACCUCAAGCCAUGUAUCCUCUACCUGUCAAUUUUUCCGCAAGGCCAAAGCAUUCGCCGGAGGCGUCUAGUGAGGCGGUGGAUCGCAGAGGGUUACUCAAGGGGCACGUCCAGCCUGUCGGCUGAAGACAAUGGGGAGAAAUUCUUCUCGCUGCUCCUUGAUCUGAGUAUCAUCCAGCAGGAACCACAUUCAGUCACCACUGCAGAUACAAGAAUGGUCUUGUGCAAGGUCAACGGCUUCUUCCGUGAGUACAUCAUAUCAAGGCGAAAGGAUGAGGAACUUGUCUUCGAACUGGAGGGCAGGUGCACAUUGACCAGUCAGCGCACAGGACGGCACCUGGUCAUAAAGGAAAGCUGGGACAGAGACAUGAUUGUGUUCAGUAGUAUUGACUUCUCAAGGCUGCGCUCCCUCACUGUGUUUGGAGAGUGGAAGCCCUUCUUCAUCAAUGAAACUAUGAGGGUGCUCCGGGUGCUUGAUCUCGAGAAUGCAAAAGGGGUGACAUAUAAAUACCUCGGGCAGAUGCUGAAGGUGCUUCCUCGCCUCAAGUUCCUCUCUCUUAGAGGAAGAAGAGAGAUCUGCUGUCUGCCAAGUUCAUUUGCUGGGCUGAGGCAGCUUGAAACUCUGGAUGUCAGGGGCACCUCCAUAGCCACUUUGCCGCCAUCCAUUACCAAGCUUACCAAGCUGCAGUACAUCCGUGCUGGCAAAGGUAAGGAAGCAUCAGUACCAUGUUCUCAUUUGUCUUGGUUGCCUAGCUGCUGCAGAGGUUGUCCUGUAGGUGGUGUUGAGGUGCCUGCAGGGAUUGAGAAACUUACAGCCUUGCACACUCUUGGUGCUGUUAACAUUGGUUUUUCAGGGGGCAAGGCCAUCCUGAAAGAGCUCAAGAAGCUCACCCAAUUGCACAAGCUCGAAGUGACUGGCGUCAACAAGAAAAACAGCAAUGACUUCUGUUCUGCCAUCUCAGACCAUGUUCAUUUUGAAUCCUUGUCAGUGUGGCUCAGCAUGGGCAAUAAUCAACAUUUUUCGGAGGACAUGUUCCCAACUCAGGCGAAGCCUCUCGAAAAACUUCAGAGCCUUAAGCUAUAUGGUCCCCUAACAUCAGUGCCAGCAUGGAUCAAUGUUCUUCCCAAGCUCACAAAGUUGGAACUGGAGGUAACCAUGUCUGUACAAGAUGAAGUAAAUAAUGUCCUUAGAGUCCUUGGGGAAAUUAAAGAACUGUGUAUUCUGCGUCUCUGUGCCAAACCGCUUCAAGAUGGUGACGGUAAUCUUGAUUUUCGUUUCUUGGUGGCUGGCGUGCAUGAUCGCUGUUACAGAAUGGUUAAGAUCCUCGAGAUUUCUUGCAGCUCCAAUUUAACUGUCACCUUCGGAUCACAUGCAAUGGAAAAUCUUGAGCUUCUGAUAGGUACAUGCCGUAUUGGGUCGGUGUUGAAGUUCGCUGAGCUAAAGAAUCUCUCUGUAGGAAAACUCAAGGAGGUGAGGUAUUUGGGUUCCCUUGACAACACACUUAAGCGAGACAUGGAGAAUCAACUCAAUAACCAUCAUAAGAAACCUGCUUUGAACCAUACUCCUGAUGGACACUGA